AUGGCAACCCCCCUGCAGCCACCUCCAGACCCCCAGUUUGUCCUUCGAGGCGUACAGUCAGCAGUGAAUGCGCUCCAUUUCUGCAGAGAAUCCCAGGCUCAGGGGAGCUCACUUCUCUUCUCAGGGUCUCAGAGUGGCCUGGUACACAUCUGGAAUCUGCAGACACGGAGAGCAGUCACCAUCUUGGAUGGCCAUGGAGGCCAGAGCGUGACCUGGCUGCAGUCACUGCCCCAGGGUUCCCAGCUCCUCAGUCAAGGCCGGGACCUGCAGCUCUGCCUGUGGGACCUGGCAGAGGGCAGGAAUGCCAUCGUGGACUCUGUGCGCCUGGAGAGUGUAGGAUUCUGCAAGAGCUCCAUCCUGGCUGAUGGACAACCAUGCUGGAUGCUUGCUGUGCCAGGGAAGGACACUGAUGAGGUUCAGAUUCUGGAGAUGCCAUCCAAGACGUCAGUGUGCACCCUGAAGCCGGAGGCAGACGCCAAGCCAGGCAUGCCCAUGUGCCUGCGGCUGUGGCAGGCCAAGUGCAGUACCCGGCCCCUCCUUCUGGCUGGGUAUGAGGAUGGAUCAGUGGCCCUGUGGGACAUCUCGGAGCGGAAGAUGUGCAGCCAAGUCUCCUGCCAUGAAGAACCCGUUAUGGGCCUUGACUUUGACUCCCAGAAGGCCAGGGGUGUCUCGGGCUCUGCGGGCAAGGCUCUGGCUGUCUGGAGCCUGGAUGGGCAGCCAUCCCUGCAGGUGUGCAGCACUCACGAACUCACUAAUCCAGGGAUCGCUGAGGUCACAAUUCGGCCAGACCACAAGCUGCUGGCCACAGCAGGCUGGGACCAUCGUGUCCGAGUGUUUCACUGGAAGACAAUGAAACCGCUGGCCGUGCUGGGCUUCCACAGCGCUUCUGUCCAUUGUGUAGCCUUUGCUGCCAAUGGCUUGCUGGCUGCAGGGUCCAAGGACCAGCGUAUCAGUGUCUGGUCUCUGUACCGACCACGUGACUCAGCCACACCCUUCUUGGGAGAGUCAGAGGUGGGAGGCAGGCAUUUCACUGCAGCCUGACCUGUCCUGUGGAAACUGACUCUCAGCUGGGCACCAUCACCUGGCACCUGUGGCUUGGAAAGAGGCAUAGCUUGGGCCUGGCACCAUUGCCAACUGGAAGGUAUCUUAUAAUAAACUUCUACUGCAAACCUGUAGGUUCAAGGUGUGAACUCUCUGAGGAG
Dipodomys spectabilis (banner-tailed kangaroo rat) is the source of this 1202-nucleotide messenger RNA. It is a transcript of the gene Gnb1l, whose product is annotated as G protein subunit beta 1 like. Gene Ontology annotation, molecular function: protein binding. NCBI's taxonomy places the organism in Eukaryota, Metazoa, Chordata, Mammalia, Rodentia, Heteromyidae. The transcript is spliced from 7 exons. The record is from RefSeq and is a predicted model, not a curated record. The coding region runs from base 1 to 1041 and encodes 346 amino acids.